This is a messenger RNA of Chaetomium globosum CBS 148.51, 2313 nucleotides long. RefSeq lists its product as uncharacterized. The transcript is spliced from 5 exons. Bases 1 to 2313 code for a protein of 770 amino acids. The record is from RefSeq and is a predicted model, not a curated record. NCBI's taxonomy places the organism in Eukaryota, Fungi, Ascomycota, Sordariomycetes, Sordariales, Chaetomiaceae.
AUGUCUUCCAAGACGGGACAGGCCACUGAUGCCAACGAUCUUUUUAACGAACUUCGCAAGGUGUACUGGGAGUCGAUCCAAAAAGAGGCUCAAAACAUGAUUGAGUUCUACGCUCACUUACGUUCCUCGGCUGAUCUUACACUCAAGCCUGAGGUUGACCUGGACUUGUGUUCUGACGGCUAUAAAGUGGGCUGCCAGUCUGGGCUUGACAAAAGUUCCAUGUCCGACUUAUAUGAAGAGACUGUUAAAGCCGCGAGAGUUGAGCUAGUUGAUAUUUGCAGGGAAGACCGGGAAACACAGGUCGUCCGCGGAAUUACUUGCAGCCUUUGUCAGCUUCUCAUCAAAUCCCCGACAUUCUACCAAUGCGAAAAGGGUUGCACGGCAUCUUGCUUCUAUGAGUAUUCACCCGAGAACCCCGAUCCUCCGGUGUUUUAUACCCUCGACGAAAGUAUAACCCAAGACGAGGUUGACUUGAAACGAUAUCCGGCCUACCGUCUUUGCUCUGAAUGCAUGAGCACAACCAACACCGAGAUUCUAAACCGCUGUAGCCACAAUCAUUUGAAUGAGCCAACUUAUAGGGAGCCGGACAUCAAGGAUAUCAAGGCCAUUUGCUCUAGUCUCAUCAAAGCGGAACGCUAUCGACGAAAAGAACAUGAUCGCAACACAGCGUCGGAUUCGGAUAAAAUGGGAGCUGGCUGGAUCGCAAAGACAAAGGCAAAGUUUAUGGACAAGGCUCUCCGAUCAACCGAGGGGCUGUGGCCAACAAACCCGCGGCUGUUUCUUCGCACAGUUGGGCUCAUGAUGAAAGGCCAUUACGCCCCAUCCGGAAACUUCCACCUGUCUCUCAUGUUUGGGCCUCUGGUAUUUGAGUCUGGCCUGCCCAAAACUAAGCACGGUGUUUUCAUCUCUCCACGCCGGCCACCGGCUUUCUUCAGCGACGGCGGAGUAGGAGAUGUCGACGACGCGUGGCGGAUGAGACCGCGGCCUUUUUUCUACUGGGACAGAAACACCAAGACACCCCACCGAGGCGCGAGGCACCGAGGAGCAUCCCUUCGGUCCCCAAGACCGAUCCUCGCUUGUCUCAAGAGAGUUUAUGGUGCUGCCUUUUCCGGAUAUCCCGAGUCAGCGCGGCCGCGCGAAGAUGCUGCCGUGCAACGUUUGAUGUUCCUAGGCGAUAGCUACAUGAGUAUCCCUAGAGAAAAGAAGGCACUAGUUCGACGGGCUAUGCUCAGUCAAAUGGCCGAAGAUUUGCAGUCGAGCCUUGAGAUGUGCCUCGGGGGGGAGGUGGACAAGCAUCUCUCUCGUAUCGCCAACAUCCUUGUACAAAGAAAAGAUAGGGGCGAAUGGAGUAUUCUCACCAACAACUGCCAGCUUCUAGUCAAUCUGCUCCUAGGCGGCAACGACUUCGAGUAUGCCAUCCCGCUGCCUCCCGCAAAUCUCAAAGAGGAAAGCAUCCGGUGGCCGCGGUACCUCAUGAGUUUCGGGAACCACAUCGAGGGCUUCGGCAAGAGCCUCUACCAACCAAACGGACUCAUGACCCAGUACAACCAGAGCAAGCCAGUCGUGGACUACGACCUGAUUGAAUACAUCAAUCAAUGCUUCUGCAGCUCCUUCGACUUCCACUCCAAGUCCCUCGCCCAACUCUGCUGGUUCCCCUGCCCCAACACACCCCCAAAGGACCUCCUCGACACACUCUGGCUCUUGCCCAACGACACCCUCUCUCUUCUACAAUUCCACCUCCUCCGGCCCCCCCAUAAGUACCGCCACCUCAACGACGACGAAGCCGCCUGGACCAACCACCGCCUACACGUACUCCAACACCUCUACACGGUCGGCACCUUCACCGCCGCGCUUAGCAACGCCCUCCACCACCGCCUUUUCGCACCCCCCAGCCCCGAUGGCAGCGGCGGUGGCCAUGACCUCCUUUCACGCAUCACCAUCCCGCCCUCGCGCGUGCUCGGCAACAUACGCGCCGACGAGCGGCUACGUAUCCUCGACCAACUGGGCCCGCGCCUGACCUUCUACGAGAUCACAAACCGCACGCCCAACGCGAUGCGGGCCGUGACGGAGAAUUUGGCGCGGUUCUGGAAACCCGCCCAGGUCACGGACGAUCCGGUGCACGGGGAGGAGGUGGUGUCGCGGAUCGUGGGCUGGUUCCUGCUGCCCGUGUCGUCGGUGAGCCCCACGGUGGGGGAGGCAAUUGGCGGGAGUUUUCGGCUGCAUGAAGAGUUUUGGAUAGCGGUGCAUUUGAGCGGGCGUACAUAUAUCAGGCAGUAUACGGGGAGGAAGGUGGCGAAGGUUAGGUACACGUAA